Messenger RNA from Antrostomus carolinensis (chuck-will's-widow), 1260 nucleotides. It is a transcript of the gene EIF3E, whose product is annotated as eukaryotic translation initiation factor 3 subunit E. The transcript has 11 exons. NCBI's taxonomy places the organism in Eukaryota, Metazoa, Chordata, Aves, Caprimulgiformes, Caprimulgidae. Gene Ontology annotation, cellular component: cytoplasm; eukaryotic translation initiation factor 3 complex. Bases 73 to 1131 code for a protein of 352 amino acids. The record is from RefSeq and is a predicted model, not a curated record. Gene Ontology annotation, molecular function: translation initiation factor activity.
UUGCGGGAGAAGAGAACAACUGUUGUUGCACAGCUGAAGCAGCUUCAAGCUGAAACUGAACCUAUUGUCAAGAUGUUUGAGGAUCCAGAGACUACAAGGCAAAUGCAGUCCACUAGGGAUGGUCGGAUGCUGUUUGACUAUUUAGCUGAGAAACAUGGUUUUAGGCAGGAGUACCUAGAUACACUCUACAGAUAUGCAAAAUUCCAGUAUGAAUGUGGAAAUUACUCAGGAGCUGCAGAAUAUCUCUACUUCUUUAGGGUUCUGGUUCCAGCAACAGACAGAAAUGCUUUGAGUUCUCUGUGGGGAAAACUGGCAUCUGAAAUUCUGAUGCAGAAUUGGGAUGCAGCCAUGGAAGAUCUCACAAGACUGAAGGAGACUAUAGAUAAUAAUUCUGUCAGCUCUCCUCUGCAAUCUCUUCAGCAAAGAACAUGGCUCAUCCACUGGUCUUUGUUCGUGUUUUUUAAUCAUCCUAAAGGAAGAGACAAUAUCAUUGACCUUUUUCUCUAUCAACCACAAUAUCUCAAUGCAAUUCAGACAAUGUGCCCACAUAUCCUCAGAUAUCUGACUACUGCAGUCAUAACAAAUAAGGAUGUUAGAAAACGUAGACAAGUGCUGAAAGAUCUAGUCAAGGUUAUUCAGCAGGAGUCCUACACAUACAGGGAUCCUAUCACAGAGUUUGUGGAAUGCUUGUAUGUUAAUUUUGAUUUUGAUGGUGCACAGAAGAAGCUGAGAGAAUGUGAAACAGUGCUUGUGAAUGAUUUCUUCUUAGUGGCAUGCCUGGAGGACUUCAUUGAGAAUGCCCGUCUCUUUAUAUUUGAGACUUUUUGUCGCAUCCAUCAAUGUAUCAGCAUUGGUAUGUUGGCAGAUAAACUAAAUAUGACUCCUGAAGAAGCGGAAAGAUGGAUUGUCAAUCUAAUUCGAAAUGCACGAUUAGAUGCCAAAUUGGAUUCAAAGCUGGGCCAUGUAGUCAUGGGCAACAACGCAGUCUCACCUUAUCAACAAGUGAUUGAAAAGACAAAAAGCCUGUCUUUUCGUAGUCAGAUGUUGGCUAUGAACAUUGAAAAGAAAUUGAAUCAGAGUGGAAGAUCUGAGGCACCUAACUGGGCUACUCAAGACUCUGGCUUCUAUUGAAAUACUUCUGCAGAGGGGGGGAAAAUCAGUUUUCAUUUGACUAAAAAGCACAUAAAUAUGUAACUUUUUUGAGAAAAGGUAAUUAUGUGUUCAAUCCAACAUUAUUUGAAUAAAAUUGGCUAAUUUUAA